ACAGUUCCACUACACUACAGCAAAGGUUUGUUCCAACCUGCCCUCAGAUUCAAGAUGGUUUGUCGAUUAGUUUCACUGUGCUCUUUAGUAAUUUUGAUUUUAUCGUUACUAAGCUUCAGUAGAAGUGAUCAUGAUGACUCGUUUUUGAGUGAUCAGUCUCUUCCUAUAAAAGCUGUCUCGGCUGACGAAGAAAGGCUCCAUCCAAGGCAGAUUUGUAUCGAGUGGAAAAGAAGAAAAGGAUGUCGAAAGCGCAAGAGGAACCUCUUCUUAAAAAGGCUACUUCAAAUUCAACCAGAACAAGAAAGACAGGAAUACAACACUAAAACUAACACCAACAUUGGUCAAGAAGAAUACAGAAGACCAAAGGAACGUCCAACAACGGAACAAGAAAAAAAGCCUGACUUUUCAUUACUGAGCGACCUCCGUCGAUAAGAUUGAAGAAACCCCAAUUUACAUAAAAUAUACUAUUACUACGACAACCCUUCGGCUUAAAUGGUGUAAAAUCAUUUUGAAACAAUAUCUAAACAAAAGAUAUGUCGAUUGAAGAAACUUCGCAAAGGCAGCUGUUCAGUCAGGAAAGUCCUGGCACCAGACGAAAAUGUAAAUUAAAUUAGUCAAUGCAAGAAAUGAUUAAACUGAGCUUGAUAAAACCGUA
Messenger RNA from Actinia tenebrosa (Australian red waratah sea anemone), 655 nucleotides. RefSeq lists its product as uncharacterized. Lineage: Eukaryota; Metazoa; Cnidaria; Anthozoa; Actiniaria; Actiniidae. The record is from RefSeq and is a predicted model, not a curated record.